Messenger RNA from Ixodes scapularis (black-legged tick), 3310 nucleotides. RefSeq lists its product as uncharacterized. The record is from RefSeq and is a predicted model, not a curated record. The transcript has a single exon. Bases 18 to 1433 code for a protein of 471 amino acids. NCBI's taxonomy places the organism in Eukaryota, Metazoa, Arthropoda, Arachnida, Ixodida, Ixodidae.
ACGGCAACCCAGCCGUGAUGAUGUCGCCUAAUGUACCACUACUCAUGCAGGUUUGCACUUGGUGCCUACUCAUCGCUUCGGGCCAAACGUCGUCUUCAUCGCCUAUCGGAUAUCGCGCUGACAUCGCUCAUCUGCAGUUGCUACACGUGGCCAACAUCUACAGCGCACCCUUCACGGGCACGAUAACGUCAGAAGAACUUCAAGAAGCAGCGCCACCACUGCCUAUAAAGGAAACGCAAGCGGCUGCGGGCGUCAGUGGACACGGCAACCCAGCCGUGAUGAUGUCGCCUAAUGUACCACUACUCAUGCAGGUUUGCACUUGGUGCCUACUCAUCGCUUCGGGCCAAACGUCGUCUUCAUCGCCUAUCGGAUAUCGCGCUGACAUCGCUCAUCUGCAGUUGCUACACGUGGCCAACAUCUACAGCGCACCCUUCACGGGCACGAUGACGUCAGAAGAACUUCAAGAAGCAGCGCCACCACUGCCUAUAAAGGAAACGCAAGCGGCUGCGGGCGUCAGUGGACACGGCAACCCAGCCGUGAUGAUGUCGCCUAAUGUACCACUACUCAUGCAGGUUGGUGAUAGAAAACAUGUUUUUCACAGCGAUUACCUCUGUUUGAUUGUGUUGCCGUGUCCACACACAAUUGCAGCUUGUGUACGCGAUUGUUUCUCUGUAGCAGGCCUGUUGCUCAUACUAGCUGGAGAUGUGGAGGAAAACCCUGGGCCUAUUACGCAAGAAAUGUUUAAUGAUAUGAUUCGGACACAAAAGGAGAUCCUUGCUAAAAUUACUGAGGUACAAGUAAAACAGACUUCUUCGGAAGAAAGUAUGCUACAAAUGCAAAACAGGCUACUUGCGAUAGAAAAAAAACUUGAGAGCGUAGGUGAAACUGAGAACAGGCUUGCUAAACUUGAAAACUCUGUUAGUGGCUACGAUGUCGAAAUAAAUACUCUUGUAAAACAAAUUGAUGACUUAGAAAAUCGUUCACGACGAAAUAACGUUAUCGUAAGGGGAAUUAAGGAAGAGUCUUCUGAAAACGAGGAUGUACAAAUGAGGAAAAUCAACAAUGAGGUGUUUGACGCUAUACUAGGUCAAAAACUGAACUCUAUCCAACGUAUACAUCGACUUGGAAAAAAGAUGACUGGUAGAGAUCGCCCUGUAAUACUUACAGUUGGGGAUUUUAAAGAGAAAAUGGCUAUCAUGAAAAACUGUGUCAAACUUAAAGGUACCCAAAUUAGCAUCAAUGAAGACUAUUCCAAGAGGGUUGUUGAGCUUCGAAAGAACCUGUGGAAUUCAACCGCAGAGGAGAGGAAAAACGGUGCCAAAGUCAAUCUAGUCUUUGAUAAGCUGUGGCUUAACAAUGUUCUGUACGCCUGGAAUGAAGUCAGCAAUGAGAGAUACAAGUGUCGCGUUCCACCGGAAGCAAAUAACGAGUGACUAAAACAAAAUGAUUCAGCAUGUUUUAAAAUAUUAAACAUAAACGCCAGAAGUAUUGCAAACAAGGUUGACGCGUUCGAAAGCAUAAUGCUAGAGCACGAUCCUGAAGUGGCCGUAAUUACCGAGACAUGGCUUCAUGAAAAUAUCUUAAACUCCGAAGUUACUCCACCGAAUUAUUCAAUAAUAAGAAAAGAUAGAGAGGGAAGGGGAGGCGGAGUUGCUAUUAUGAUUAAAAAUAACAUCAAAUUUGAAGUCCUUGAGGAAGUACGGGAUGUAGAAGCAUUAUGGAUCAAGACAAAAUUGAAUAACCGUACAGUUUAUAUUGGUGGCGUGUACAGAGCCCCGAAUUCGCCAGUUGAAAUGCUGUUAAAACUAAGGGGCUACAUGGAUUCCAAUUUACGUUACGGAGACAACAUUUUGUUACUGGGAGAUCUUAAUUUACCUGGGAUUGACUGGUCAUCAUAUUCUCAUGGAACGGCGGAAGUAGCUAGUUGCGAUCAAUUAUUAGAACUUGUAUUUUGCUAUAACUUAUCCCAGGUGGUAACAGAUUACACUAGAGUAUGUUCAACAACGUCAACAAUUUUAGAUCUAGUUUUUGUUUCCGAGAGUUUAAAACCAUAUUUUUCGAAAUGUGAAACCGAAGAAGGCCUAUCCGAUCAUAGGAUGGUACUCGUCUCAUUGAAUGUUACCCCAGAAAAAUCGCACAGUCAUUCAAGAAAGAUGUUUUUGGAUUUUAGAAGUGCUGAUGAUGUAAGCGUACUUGAUUGCCUUGAACAAUCGUUUGAUGAUUUUAUGUUUCUUUACCAAUCAGAUGCUAGCCCAGACACGUUAUGGGACUAUUUUUCAAGCAUGACGUUACGGUGUAUUGAGCGAUUUAUACCAAAGCGCCCUAAAAAAAUCGCGAACAAAAAUCCUUGGAUUACAAGGGAAAUAAUCCACGCAAAACGACAACUGAAGCGGAGACGAGCGAGUUCACAUGGUACAGGUGUAGAAAAAAAAACUUGCAUUCAGCGAUUGAGUCGGGAGCUGAGGCGUCUAGUUAGAGAGUCUAAAGAAAGGUUUUAUAGUAUAACACUUAAAAAAUUCCUUAGCGAGGCACCUGAGAAGUUCUGGCGGUACGUCAACCCUUCGGCUAAGUUCCAGCAGCGUGCCUCUGACCCAAAAAAUGAAAAGCAGAGCGUUGAAAAUUUUAGCACUUUUUUUUCAUCCGUUUUCACCAACGAUGAUGGAAAUUUGCCAAGCUUUAGUGAUUCUUCCAACAAUCCUCCCAUCAAUAACUUAGAUAUAAGUGAGCAAGGAGUUUUUAACCUUCUACUUAACAUCGACUCAAAAAAGAGCCCAGGUCCAGACGAAAUUCCGAAUGAAUUUUUAAAAAGGUAUGCUGAGUGGGUUUCUAAAUACCUUACUAUCAUCUUUAGAUUGUCUAUGAGUAGCGGUUCUUUUCCCAGCGCUUGGAAAAUAGCAAAAAUUAUUCCCAUCCACAAGAGCGGUAGUGUUAAUGACGUCUGUAACUUUCGCCCCAUUUCCCUUACUAGUACAUGCUCAAAGCUCCUUGAACAUAUCAUAUCUAAACAUCUACUGGCUUACCUUGAAAAAUAUGACAUAUUAUUUAAAUCGCAGCAUGGUUUCCGCAGAGGUCUUUCCACGACUACCCAGCUCAUAGAAACUGUUCAUGAUCUCUCUCAAAGGAUAAACUGUCGUGGUCAAACUGAUGUAAUAUUCCUAGAUUUCGCAAAGGCGUUCGACAAAGUAUCUCACCCCAAAUUGCUAUUGAAAAUCAGUGCUGUUUUUAAGAAUCCAGCCAUCACGAAGUGGUUUUCCUCUUAUCUUUCAUCACGGAAACAGUACGUUAAAGUUGGGGGUAGCAAAUCCACUAU